Messenger RNA from Penicillium brasilianum, 1590 nucleotides. The record is from the annotation of a GenBank genome assembly. Lineage: Eukaryota; Fungi; Ascomycota; Eurotiomycetes; Eurotiales; Aspergillaceae.
GAAAAAAGCUCUCAAGGUACUCGCUUGCACUUCUUCAAUUCGCAGCUUACGGUUCUCAGGAUCAUUCCACAAGGUUGAGCCAAGUAAUCAUUGCGGCAUUUUCGGGCCAUAUUGUCAAUCCAAAAAGCUCAGUACAGCAUUCAGAGUUAUGUUUUGGCAAUGAAAUUGUCAGAUCAGUGGAAAAAGAUAGAGUCGGAAGUCAAAUUAUAAAAGGGAUAUCUCUGCUCAUUUUUCCAGUUAGAGAUACACAGAAGUUCGCACAAAUACAGCAUUCAUCAUGGCACUCUUUGUCAAAAUCAUGAUGAUCUCGGUGGCUACUACAGCAGCUUUGCCGGCUCUAGGCUCUGGAAACUUCUCAAGGCCAUUUGAGAGGACCGAUGUUACCCCUUGGAACGCAGGUGGAACGGCACAGUUCCAAAUUCAUGCUAGUUGCAAUGCAACACAGCGUCGCCAAAUUGAACUAGGGUUGGCUGAAGCUGUCGACCUUGCAGCUCAUGCUAGAGAUCACAUUUUGCGCUGGAGAAAUGAGAGUGAGAUUUACAGAAAAUACUUUGGCAAUAGCCCCUCGUUGGAAGCUAUUGGAGCUUUUGAAGUGGUCGUCAGUGGUGAUAAAAAUGAUGUUCUAUUCCGCUGUGAUAACCCCGAUGGAAACUGUGAUCUUGAAGGUUAUGCUGGGCAUUGGCGAGGCGAAAAUGGUACAAAAGAGACCGUAAUCUGCGACCUGAGCUACGAAACUCGCCGUUCUCUCUCAACAAUGUGCGGAAUGGGCUACACAGUCUCAGGAUCGGAGACCAAUACUUUUUGGGCCUCUGAUCUACUGCACCGAUUGUAUCAUGUUCCUGCCAUCGGUCAGAACUGGAUCGAGCAUUUUGCAGAUGGAUUUGAAGAGGUUAUCGAUCUCGCAGUCGAGAAUGCAACUCUGUCGACACAUGAUUCGGAAACUCUCCAAUACUUCGCCUUAGAAGUUUAUGCGUACGAUAUCUCAGUCCCAGGUAUUGGCUGCCCGGGAGAGCUGCAUGAGCACAAGCACGAAGAGGGUGAAUCGGACGCCGCAAAUUCCGGUGAAAGCCAGCCCACGGCCACAACAUCGACGAACGAAGCUGCUUCUACUACAGCUGAUGUACCCACUAACUGCCAUACCCACGAAGGAGGCGCGCUCCACUGUACCUGAGAACACGAAUGCUUCGAGAUUAAGACUUAAAGGGCGCAGCAGGUAUAGAAAGGUAAGAUGACUGGAACUUGGGCUCGGUCGUGAUGAAUCUACACUGUAGUCCACAGUUUGUGAUUUUUGAUUUCCCAUCCCAUUCCAAGCCAAGAGCAAGACUUAUCAGUUUCGAUGCGGGGUCCAAAAAAUUAGUCUAUGUAUAAGUGUGACCAUGACGGAUGGGCUCUAUGUUGCUGCCCGGUUCGGACUUCAUAUCUUAAGCACCAAGGCAUUAAGAUUAAUAUUGCAUGCAACGUUGCUCUUUCCCUGUUCUCUCUCCUCGCUACUUUAUCAGAUCCGUUCUGCUUAGUUUCUCUUGUAAUUAUUGAGCUGCACGAAUUAGUAUAAAAUCGGCGAAUAUGAAACUUGCACCAAUUGCAUUAGAG